AUGCUGAAUCACAAUAUGGACUUCUGGAACCUGGCAGUCAGAAUUAUUUUCUUAGCACAAACUACCACUGGAAUUCUGGGAAAUCUCUCUCUUGUGUUCUACUAUCUACUCCUUUACUACAGAGAAUGUACAUUAAAGCCCUCAGAGUUGAUUCUAAUGCAUCUAAUGGCAGCCAAUGUCUUGCUCAUUCUUUCUUCAGGAGUGCCUCAAACAAUGGCAGUUUGGGGACUGAAGCAGUUCUUGAGUGAUUUUGGAUGCAAGAUUCUAUUAUACAUUCAAGGAUUUAGCAGGAGUGUGUCCAUUGGCACCACCUGCCUCUUGAGUGUCUUCCAGGCUAUCACCAUCAGUCUCAAGAAAUCCUGUUGGAAGGAUCAUAAAGUAAAAGCAGAAAAGUACAUUGGCUGUUACAUUUCCUUCAUAUGGGCUAUGCACAUGUCAAUAAAUUUCAUUUUCUUUGUGUACACGUUUAUCAAAGGGAAUAGUAAAAAUAUGACAAGAAAAAGAGAUUUUGGAUACUGUUCCACUAUAGGGAGUAAUGACAUCAGUGAUUCACUCUAUGCAGUGUUGGUGGUGUGGCCUGAAAUAUUUUUUUCUGUGCUCAUUGCCUGGUCCAGCAUGUCUAUGAUUAUCUUUCUGUACAGACACAAGCAGAAGGUUCAACACAUCCGCAGCACUCAUGAUUCCAGCAGAAGCUCCCCUGACUCCAGGGCCACCCAGAUCAUCAUGGCCCUGAUGUCUACCUUUCUGACAUUUUAUACUCUUUCUUCCAUCUUAAGAGGCUGCAUUGCUUUUUUGUACAAUCACAAUUGGUGGCUGGUGAACAUCUCUCCCCUCACCUCUCUGUGUUUUCCUUCUUUUGUACCAUUUGUUCUUAUGAGUCAUUAUUCUGUUAUGCUCAAACACAGUUUGGUUUGGAUAAGAAAUAAAACCUGUCAAUCUUAUUUUACGUGUUUAUAA
This is a messenger RNA of Meriones unguiculatus (Mongolian gerbil), 957 nucleotides long. RefSeq names its product vomeronasal type-1 receptor 4-like. The coding region runs from base 1 to 957 and encodes 318 amino acids. The transcript has a single exon. Gene Ontology annotation, molecular function: pheromone receptor activity. Gene Ontology annotation, biological process: G protein-coupled receptor signaling pathway. Lineage: Eukaryota; Metazoa; Chordata; Mammalia; Rodentia; Muridae. Gene Ontology annotation, cellular component: membrane. The record is from RefSeq and is a predicted model, not a curated record.